This is a messenger RNA of Sordaria macrospora k-hell, 291 nucleotides long. RefSeq lists its product as uncharacterized. NCBI's taxonomy places the organism in Eukaryota, Fungi, Ascomycota, Sordariomycetes, Sordariales, Sordariaceae. The record is from RefSeq and is a predicted model, not a curated record.
AUGCAAUUCUUGGUUUUAUCUGCUAUUAUCAGCUUUCUCGUCACCACCACCGCCAUCUUCUCUGCUUCUGCAUCUCUUAUUCCAGAAGACGUACCACCACCCGGUCUCGUCAUCCUCAAACGAACAGCGAUACCCAGCAACGGCACCCUAGCCUGGUACGGCCAGGCCUUAAACGCCAUCACCACCAUCUACCAAAACACCACCACCGGCGUCGACGACGACGACGACGACGACGUGAACAUCUUUAGCGCCGGCUGCUCCAAGUCCAACGACAAUCUUGAGCCCACUUGA